AUGAGUGCGUCAUGGGACUCGGAGAUGUCAAAUAACCACAACCUUCAUCGCAAGAUCGGCAACAAGCCGCACGUGCGUACACCAUCCGAUCUGUCCACCACGCACUCUACAAUGGCCCGACCGCGUGCGUACGUGGGUGCCCAAGACGACGCCGGCUCUGCGUCCUCGCGCAGCUCGGCACGUCCUCGUGCCUUUGUCUGUAAUGACGACGAUACCGGAUCCAUGAGUUCACACACAUCGGCACGUCCGCGUGUGUACAUGAAGCCCGAUGGCACGGAAUCCGUGUCGUCGCACUCUUCGGUACGUCCCAAGGCCUUUAUCCGGACGGACGAUGACGCUGGCUCUGCCUCUUCCAGAGCUUCGGCACGGCCUAAAGCUUUUAUCCGGACGGAUGACGACACGGGCUCCAUGUCGUCUCGUGCAUCCGGACGUCCCAAGGCUUUUAUCCGGACGGAUGACGACACCGGCUCCAUAUCGUCUCGUGCAUCCGGACGUCCCAAGGCUUUUAUCCGGCGGAUGACGGCGAUGGCAGCUCCAUGUCCAGUAAUCAAGGCCAGGUUCGCUCUAGACUUGACUCGGAAACAUCGUGUGGCUGCUGGUGUCGGUGGCCUGGAUUUAGGCGCCCAUCGUGUACGCUACGAUCUGGAUGAGACGCGCUCUAUGACUGGUAUGUCUUUCCGAAUUCGACGCUCACCUGGCGCCAAUGUCCGCGUUCCGCACGCGCAACCGCUCAGCGCUUCUAUGGGCCCACGGAUCCGUGUCGCGGACGCCGAUAUUCCUAGUGACAUUCCCAACCACGUCGUCGACGAGAUAAAAAAGAGUCUGGAGACGCACUUUGCCUCACGCAACGGUGCCAUGGACAGAAAGGUGGCGGACUUACGCACAGACGUUGCCGGUCUAAAUACACAGACAUCCUUGCUUGGCUCACAGAUUUCAGAGCUACGUGACGCCGUGUUGGUGUCGGCCAACAUCAAUUCGUCGGCCAAUGUUCCCGGAGCUUCGGACCCCCAGGUUUUUGCUAUUGUACAAGCCAAUGCUGCCGCGAUUGCUCGCCUUGAGGAGCACAGCACAGAUCUGUUGGAGCGUGAAGUGAAUAUGAAUCGCGAUUUGACAGAGAUUGGCACUCGCGUCAAGUCGUUUUCGUCCGCAACCAUGAAGAUUUCGACGCUGGAGGACAACAUUGAGGCUCUAGUUGCCAAUCGUCAGAAGCAGGAGCAAGGAUUGUUUAAGCUUGCGGACAGGGUGCAGUUGAUGCAUCGCCAUAUGGGCAGCUUAGUAGAUAUGAAGGCUGUCGAAAACUUGCUGAGCAUUCGUUUGACACGGGAGUUCCGCGAAAUGGAAGAUCGGCUAUCGCAAAACGUAAUCCAAAUGGCCGAGAAGAUGGAGAAGAAUCUGCAGAAUCUGGAGAAACAGUCCUACUUGCAGCGACAGGAGAGCCUAGCUGCGCUGAAGACUGAACUGUCGGAUGAUAUCGAGCGCCUGCAGAGCUCGAUCCUGCGCAAGAGCGACCUGCAUUUGUUUCAGAACGCCCAGACGCAAUGCACGGAGGAGAUGGCACAGCUCUCGAGUGCUUUAGACCGCCAAGAGAGGAAGCUUCAGGAUGCCAAGGUGGCCAGUGCGACGCUACGUGACGAAUUGAUUAACGCGCACACGGAGCUAAGCAAGUCUUUACAUAGCGAACAGCGCAGUGCGGCUGCGGCGAUGGAGGAGAAGCUCGAGCAGAUUGCGAGCAACAGUAAGCUUUCAGAGCUUGCCAAUAAUCAGAAGAAACUUGAGGAGUCCACAAAGGCGCUACAGGAAACUAUGGGUCAGGUCAAGAUGCACGCCGGUCAUCGGCUCAGCUCUGGAUCUGUGAACACGGAGGAAGAGAACGAUAAGCUGCGUCAGCGCCUUGUCCAAUCCAUAUCCGAGUUGGAAGCUCUGGCUACCACAAAGACUGAAGUGGAGCGCCGCUUUGCUGCUGAGAAGCAGCAGUUUGCAGCUAGGUUGAAGGAACUUCGUACGGCUUUGACCGAUACAGAAAAGCAGAAGGAGGCGCAACGUUUGGAGCUUAUGCAAAAGCUGCAGGAGGAGAGUAAGUUAAUGGGUUUUGCGCAGGGAAAAAACUCGUUAUUGGAAAACCUGCUUGCACGUGAAAAGGCUGAGAAUGAGGAAAAGAACGAGUUUGUGCGUAAGUCGAAGAUGGAGGUGGCAGAAGUCCGUAACAAAAUUCGCGAGCUCGAAAGUGAAAAGGAGAAGGAGGUCCGGCAGCUGACGUCGGAUCUACAAGCAAAGGAGACUCAGGUUGGGCUGCUGACCAAGACGUUGAAGCGCAUGGAAAUGGCUUCUCUCAAAAUGCUAGACCUGUCGAAGCGUGAGGCUAAGACCAUGCGUCGUGUGAAGGCUAUCAAGGAGCACGCGCUGUUUCUCGCGCAGCUGAAGUUGAAGGAAAUGGAGCGCGUGGCGCAAGGAUUUCAAAAUGAUGAUGAGACUAAGCAACAAACCGCCUUAACAGUUGCAAGCAGUGAAGAGCGCAAUGAGCUGGAGAAAUUGCUUCUUGACAACCAACUUGAGAAGGACGAGUUGAAGCAAGAGCUAAAGGAGAUGACCGAAGAGCUCAACGCGGUCAAAGAAAGCCAGAAGGUGAUCAUAGAGGACACCAUUACCAAGCUUUCGAGCGAGUAUGAUGAAAAGAUAGUCAAGCUGAAGCAACAAAUUGCAGACAAAGAACAGGCAAUGCGGCAGCUUCGCGAAACACUUGUGGACAAGAGCAAUCUCGACGCUCUUGAAGACGAGCUGACUGCGUUAAAAGACGAAAAGCAAGACUUGCUGGAGCAAAUUCAGCGUGCGCAGAUUGAUCACAAGCGUGUCAUUCUUGAGACAGAGACGAACCUUCGUCUGGAGCACGCGACCGAAUAUUCUGCAAUGAAGUCAAAGUUUGAAGAGCGUAAUUUGGAGCUGGAAGGCGUCAAGUCAGAGCUUGAAACGACGAAGGUUAUGAUUGCCAAUCUCGAGAAAGAGCUAGAGAACCAGGAAACCUUACACGAGCGUGAAGUAUUAACUCUGACGCAAGAAAUUAAGGAGGCUCGAAGCAAGAUUGACGAAUGCACGGCACAGAUACUGGAGCUUAAAGAGUCCAAGGCUCGUUUAGAGGGAGAGGUUUCUCGGAUGGAGGCCAACAUUGGUGAUGCACCCGCUGAGAAGGAGGAGGAGCUAGCUGCUACUAUGAGUCAGAUGCAGUCGGAAGUCGACAAGGUUCGUGCUGAGCUUGCCGAAGUGUCAAGUACGCUUGAGGAAAAGCAGAUAAUGCUGGAGAAGGCAAAGCAGUCGGAUGAAGCCAACCGCAAGAGGCUAGUUGAAAUGGCGAUGACCCAAGAAGAGAUGCAGAGCCGUUACGUCUCCCAGGUCGACUCGCUUACGUCAAAGCUGAACCAGGAACGUGAUAACUCUCGGGCUCGCGAGCAGGAUUUGGAAGACACCAUUGCCAAGCUAAAUGCUGGUAUUAAGACACUUAAGGCUGAUUCGAGCAAGGAGUUGGAUAGUGUGCGCAAGGAGCUUACGGAACAAAUGACCACGCUGACGAAGACUUUACAGGCGUCUCAGCACCGCGAGCAGCAUCUGCAGCUGCGUAUGAAACGUAUCCUGGAGGAGUUGGUGCAGGCCGGGAACGCUUCGGGCGAAAGCGAAGUGGCAGAGGUCGCUGAGAUGAGUGAUGACGAUGCCAUCACGUAUCAUCUCGACGCGCUGUAUGCGACGCACCGUCGGACGGCACACGAGUUGGAGCGGCUCCAGGCCGAGCACGAGCUAACUGUCAAGCAGGCUGCUACGGACAGUGCCGCUGCUCUGGAGCUAGACAAUCAGGUUAAGGAACAUGAAACUCAGAUCCGUGAGCUGGAGUCAGUUGUGGAGCGAGUUCGUGAAGAGUUAAAGGAGCAGUACCACAAGUCCGCACUCAUUGCAAACGGGUCAGACGAGUUUAGUGACGAGAUGGCUUCCUUACGGGAGGAGAAGCGUCAGCUCGAGCGCCAGCUUGAAGAAGAGGAGAAAGACCGUGCAAAGCGCGAGGUGUCGUACCAGCGGCGAACAGAGAUGAAGGAGCGUGAAGUUGAAGAACUUCGUACCGAGAACAAAACUUUGAUGGCUGCUGUCGCUGCAGUCCGUGAAAAGAUCUCUGCAGUGGAAAGUGCUAAGUACAACGAGUUAGACGAGCUACAGAGCAAGCUAAAAGACCUCGAAGAACGCACGGCUGCACUUCGGCCGAACGAAGACAAUCUCGCCAGCCUGGAGAAGGACUUUACUGCUACCCGACAAGAAAUUGUGUCCUUAACUGCUGAAGUGCAGUCUCUUUACCAGAAGCUAACUGCAUGCUGUGAUAUCAUGGAGUGGAGUGAACUGCGUGCGAGUGUGUUUGAUGAGGAAGAGAAGCUGACCCGAGUCCGUUCGGAAAAUGCGCGUGAACUAGCCAGAGUCCAGUCAGUUGAGCAGAAAAUUUUGAUGAACGCUGAGUAUCUAAAUGCACUGCUUGUUGCCCACGGCUCGACGAUAGGAGACGACAAUCUUCUGAAUGAUUAUCGGUGGAUGCAGAAGUACGCUUCGAUUGCCCCAAAGAGUGUGGAGAAGCUCCGAAAUGUGGAGUCAACACUACGAGACGCUAUGUUGGACCUACAGGGAAGCUCGACUUUGCAGGUUGAAGGAUCUUCCAAGCCUCCACGUGGGAAUGAUUUUUCUGAUGGAGAUGCUCUCCAACCUCCGCCGACCUCGCAGAACUCGGCUGUGGAAGGUGCUGCAUUCGCACUUGCAUUGGAAAAGGCCAAGCAGAACUAUUUCCGUAAAACUUCGGAGACAGGACAGGAAGAAGACGCAACUGAAGAUGAGAACCGCGAAACGGAUUAG
Molecule: messenger RNA, 4872 nt
Organism: Peronospora farinosa
Lineage: Eukaryota; Oomycota; Peronosporomycetes; Peronosporales; Peronosporaceae
Source: the annotation of a GenBank genome assembly